Gymnogyps californianus (California condor) is the source of this 573-nucleotide messenger RNA. RefSeq names its product ubiquitin carboxyl-terminal hydrolase 42-like. Gene Ontology annotation, cellular component: nucleus; cytosol. Gene Ontology annotation, molecular function: cysteine-type endopeptidase activity; cysteine-type deubiquitinase activity. The record is from RefSeq and is a predicted model, not a curated record. Gene Ontology annotation, biological process: protein deubiquitination; regulation of apoptotic process. Lineage: Eukaryota; Metazoa; Chordata; Aves; Accipitriformes; Cathartidae.
AUGGGAAACGACUCCUUCGUCGUUGCCGAGGGAAUGGCUCCGCCACAAAGGAUCCUCUUUCCCCCGGAGAAGAUUUGCAUGGAGUGGCAGCGACGACAGAGAGCUGGAGCGGGACUCCACAACCUGGGCAAUACGUGCUUCCUCAACUCCGUCCUGCAGUGCCUGACGUACACACCCCCUCUGGCCAACUACCUGCUCUCUCGGGAGCACAGCCGGUCGUGUCGUCAGCAAGGCUUCUGCAUGAUGUGCAUAAUGGAAGCGCACGUUAAACAAGUCCUGCAUUCCUCAGCCAGUGCCAUCCAGCCUCGGGCUGUCAUCAGUGUUCUCACACGAAUAGGAGAACAUUUCCAGCUUGGCAUGCAGCAAGACGCCCACGAGUUCUUACGCUACACUGUCGAUGCCAUGCAGAGAGCUUGUCUGAAUGGAAGUAGCAACUUGGACAUCUCUUCUCAAUCAACUACCAUUGUCAAUCAAAUAUUUGCGGGCGUUCUGAGAUCCAGAGUCACGUGCUUGAGCUGCAAAGGGGUGUCCGAUUCCUACGAGGCCUUCCUGGAUGUUCCUUUGGAUAUCGAA